AUGAACAUGAGAUCCACCACCAUACUUAUGUCUCUUGUCCUGCUCUCUUGCGUCUCUGCUUAUCGCCCUGUAUACUUCGGCUCACAGGAGUCAUCCCCCUUCCUUCCACCACAAAUUCCGUUGGGAGAUGCUCCCACCCUCUCCGGAUCACAUGAAUUCAGCCUUCGCCACAUCGUUCAGCGAGGGGCUUACGAGCACCCCGACCUUCACAGACGGCUCGACAUCAAACCGGAUACUCAACUCCAAGCCGUAUCGGAAGAUGGGACAGAAGGUUCUGAGCCGGCUGAUUUUAACAUACCACUCGUUGCCUCCUCCGAGCCCGUUACCAUUGAACGACUGGCAGAUCGACGCCUAUCCGCAAUUGAGGGGCACCUAACGGCCGCAAGGAACACUGGAUCGGCUGUUACUCUGUCAUCAUCAGACUGGUCCAUGGACACUGUGGCAGGGCCUGAUGUUACAGAUAAAAAUACUGUUUUGACCUUGGCGAAGAUGACGGCGAACGACUAUAUUGAAGUACCCGGAUCCGAGGACUGGCAGGAUGUCAAUGGCAAACUUAACUACUCGACUAGUUUUGGUUGGCAAAACGAUGGACUCCGUGGCCACAUAUAUGCGGAUAAUACGAACAGUACUAUUGUUAUCUCGCUCAAGGGAACCUCUCCCGCUCUUUUUGACGGUGCAGGGACGACCACCAACGACAAGGUGAAUGACAAUCUCUUCUUCAGCUGCUGCUGCGGCCAAGGUGGAUCCUACCUAUGGCGACAGGUCUGUGAUUGUCAACAGUCUGCGUACAAUGCAAAUUUGACUUGCAUCGUUGAAGCUAUGAGCGACGAGAACCGUUACUACCGCGCCUCAAUCGACUUGUAUUCUAAUGUCACCGAGUUAUACCCGAACGCAAAUGUGUGGCUGACGGGCCAUUCACUGGGGGGUGCUAUGUCUAGCUUGCUCGGUUUGACCUUUGGACUGCCUGUUGUCACCUUUGAAGCUAUCCCUGAGGCGCUUCCCGCUGCCCGAUUAGGCUUGCCAAGCCCACCAGGGAAGGACCCAAAAUUACCCCAAACGAGGGAAAACACAGGGGUAUAUCACUUCGGACACACUGCGGAUCCCGUUUAUAUGGGAACCUGUAACGGCGUCAGCUCUAUAUGUACGUGGGGUGGCUAUGCAAUGGAGUCCGCAUGCCACACUGGCCGGCUAUGUACUUACGACACAGUCGAAGACAAGGGAUGGCGCGUUGCAAUUGGCACACAUCGCAUCAAAGCUGUUAUCUCCGAUGUUCUUGAGGUAUAUGAUGACGUGCCGCAUUGUGUGCCAGAGGAGGAGUGUUAUGACUGUCAUUUGUGGAAAUUCUUCCGCAGUAACGGCUCCGAAAGCACAACGACAAGCUCGCCUCCUACUUCAACAACAUCGACCACAUUGACCCGGACAACGACUUGUAAAACGCCUGGGUGGUGGGGUUGCCUUGAUGAGAGUACAACCACUAGUCCUCCAACAACUACCACUACGAUCACAUCUACCUGCAAAACCCCGGGCUGGUUUGGGUGCAAGGAUCCUACGUCAACCACAACAACUACAACUGAAGCGCCUACCACAACAACCACAACGACCUGUAAAACCCCAGGCUGGUUUGGGUGCAAUGAUCCUACCUCGGCCACCACAACAACAACAACCUGCAAGGAUCCAGGAUGGUUUGGCUGUCGCGACCCCACAUCACCGACCACCCCGCCUCCCUCCGCAUCCUCAACUUCCAUAUGUGAAACCCCGGGAUUUUUCUGGGGUUGUUAUGACACCGCAGCUGCAGUUCAUGACACCGCAGCUGCGGCCAACCACCACCUCAUCACACCAGCACCAGCAUUUCCAGUUUGA
Messenger RNA from Aspergillus versicolor CBS 583.65, 1860 nucleotides. It is a transcript of the gene atg15, whose product is annotated as triglyceride lipase ATG15. Gene Ontology annotation, biological process: multivesicular body membrane disassembly; neutral lipid catabolic process; piecemeal microautophagy of the nucleus. The record is from RefSeq and is a predicted model, not a curated record. The transcript is spliced from 2 exons. The coding region runs from base 1 to 1860 and encodes 619 amino acids. Gene Ontology annotation, molecular function: glycerophospholipase activity. Lineage: Eukaryota; Fungi; Ascomycota; Eurotiomycetes; Eurotiales; Aspergillaceae.